CUACCGAGGAAGCUAGGAAGGGGAUCAAGGAAACCUCUAGCAUCUUAGAUAAACACGCCGAAGACGUGUGAACCCGGCGGUCAGACAGCGCUAACAACACCAAAAAUAACCAUAAAAGGGUCCUUGAUACAGCGAGGGUCAACAUGUCUGAGACAUACGACUUCCUGUUCAAGUUCCUGGUGAUCGGCAGCGCCGGGACGGGGAAAUCCUGCCUCCUCCACCAGUUCAUCGAGAACAAAUUCAAACAGGAUUCCAACCACACCAUCGGCGUGGAGUUUGGUUCCAGGGUGGUUAACGUCGCGGGGAAGACGGUCAAACUGCAGAUCUGGGACACCGCCGGGCAGGAACGAUUUCGCCGUGAAACUUACAACACACUGACUAACUGGCUGACAGAUGCACGGACACUGGCAAGCCCCAACAUCGUUAUCAUCCUGUGUGGAAACAAGAAAGACUUGGAUGCAGAAAGAGAGGUGACCUUUCUGGAGGCCUCGCGAUUUGCUCAGGAGAACGAGCUAAUGUUUCUGGAGACGAGCGCCCUGACAGGUGAAAACGUGGAGGAGGGAUUUUUGAAAUGUGCUCGCACUAUCCUCAACAAGAUAGAUUCAGGGGAGUUGGACCCAGAGAGGAUGGGCUCAGGUAUCCAAUAUGGAGACGCGUCACUGAGGCAGCUUCGACAGCCGAGAGGCACGACGACACAGAACAAGCAGCAAUGUAACUGCUAGGGAUGGACUCCUUGCUUAGUUGAUCUCACAGGCCCAAACAGACAGCAUGCCCCCUCCAGCUCAUCUCCAGGUGUUUUUGGGUGUGUGUGUGUGGCUGUGGUUUCACACACUUUAGAUCACCUGGAUAAGUGUUGGUGGGAGGACUACUUUGACCUAUGACCUCUGGUAAGCCUCUUAACCUGAGUGGUUCAGGUUUGAGCCUGCAUCUCAGAGUGAAGACGGUUGGAUCUCAGAGAAGACGCUCCCUCAUGUCAGAGGUUGUCUGUAUGAGCUUCUAUGCUGUUAUUUCUUCUCUUUGCUGUUCCACGCUGGUUUUAAGCAAUCCUAAGAUGUUUUCGGCAUUUGCACAUCACUGACUGUAAACGAUGAUUGUGAAGCUACUUGAAGCAUUUAAAUCAGCUGAUAUGCCUCGUGAUUAGUCAACUAACAGUUUUUAACAGAUAGUGAUUAUGUGAUUAACUGUCUAAAUGUGCACUCUGAAAGGAGGUCCUCUUCUUUCUAGUUUGACUUCUUGCGUUCAGGUGUCAAUCACAUGCAAUGCCCCAAGAAAUCCACACAAAGAGAUCUGUGGUUAUUAACGAGUAAUUAUCUUUCCUUCCCAGAAAACCAGAAAAUUGAAGGUGUUUAUCAGUGGGUUCAGGUGGAUAUAAAUUGUGCAAUCAUAAAGAGUUGGAAGUGGAAACUGCUCAGGUUGUUCGUUCCAAAUGUGAUGAUGUAGAGGUGUGGCUUUUUGUUAUUGUAGAUAAAUCGAAAGUUUCGGUCAGAAGUUUACAUCCUUUCAUCAACCGCCUGUAUUAACUAGGAUCUUUUUUAUUUCUUGGAUAGAUUCAAUGUAAUCACACAAUGGCAACAAUUAAAAAAAAAAUGAAGAGCACAAGUUUGGAUUUUUAUAAUCCAGACAGGGUUGGAAAUGUUUAUAAGAAUAAACCCUGUCUGGAUUCGAAAAAUGAAAGACUAUCUGGAUGUUUCAUUCCUCUUUUUAGAAACAUCAAAGCUAAUUUAAUUAGCACAGAUUCAGCUUUGAAGGACAGCUAAUAUGUUUUCAGUAGGGUUGAAGUCAGAACCAUUCCAGAAGCUUUAUCCAAUCCUGAACCAGUAUUGAUGUGUUCUGAAUCAUUGUCCCAUUAAACCAUCCUGUUGUGUCCAGGUUUCAACCUUCUAACUGUUGAUGUGAUAAAAAGUUAAGGAAUUUAGGGCUAGUCAACAAUCUUCAUUAUUUAAUCCACUUUAGGGAAUACAUCAGCAUAUAUUAUAACAGAACAGACCACAGCACAAUGCUGCCAACACCAUUUUCUUUGGUUUGUAAGUCUCACUAUAACUUCUUUAAACAUGCUCCUCAUUAGAGGUCAAACAGUUAAAGCCGCGGCUCUAACUUCAGAUAAGCCUUAAAGUCAUGACGCUGCUGCAGGUGUUCGUUUCUUAAAUACUGCUGUACAAGCUGCCUUUAGAUUAUAUUAACCCUCUGGAAAAUUCUACCUUUUUCAUUUCAUUGGGGCUGACAGUUUUUUUCAGAACUUUUAAUACAAAGAAAUAUCACAAAUAAUCAUCAAAAGUGGGUUUUAAAUCAAUAAAACUUACAAAUACCUUUUUUUUUCACUUUAUCAACCCUAUUUAAAACGUAUUUUAUGUGCUUGGAUCUGUACCUAAAUGCGCUCUACCAGAUCAGCCAAAAUGAGCGUUCCAGUAUCCAGUCCAUGUUGCUGCAGAAGCUUGUCGAUCUUUAGAAAGUGUGCAGUCUCUGCAGCUUAAUAAAUGACAGUCUUUCAAAUAUUAUUUAGAAUACCGGUACAUGUAUAUAUGUGAACCUAUAUGUACAACUUAAAUAUGUACAGAUUAGACAAAAACUUAAGUUCCAAAUAAUUUUUUUUUAAGAUCCUUUAAGUUUUAUGUUCUAAACAUGUAUACUUGUAUAUACCCUACAGGAAAUAGUUGAUUUAAAUUAUUUUGGGCCUAAAAUGAAGGAUCGUCAUGCUAAUGUUGACAGUAUUUAAAUUUCUGACCUAAGCUGUUUUUAUGGCAAAUUGUCGCUCCGAUUUAAAGCAAAAAGCACAGCAAAAAAGGAAAUGAUUGAUUUCCAGAGGUUCAAACAUCCAAAGAUUGAGCCUCAUUAGAGAAUGACCUCGUCCAGACUUCUGUGACAUCUGGUCCCGAUUUAGUGGAAUAUUAGGAUUUAUUAGUGUGUUUAUUCAAAGCAGUAUUGCUGCUGCUCUACAUGCUAAUGCUGGACCAGGAAUGUGAUGAUGGUAAGCACAGUUCUGUCAUAGAAGCUCAGAUUCUGCAUGAGGCUCUGCCAUCGUUUAAUAAUGCCUGGUUGUGAGGGUGCAAUGAUGAUUUAGGAUUCUACGUGUUUGCAGGCGUACAAAUGAUUAGCUGAAGCAUCUGAUCCGCACUAUGAAGAACUAUUACAGUCAUCUGGACAAAAAAAACCAUUUGAGAAUAGAGUCUAUGUAUAUUUAGAAGUGUGAUAGGUUGGUAAAAAAGUCAUAUCUUGAAAGUUAAUUUUAAAAAUGAGGGAAAAAAGAUAGAAUAUCGAGGACAAAACAAACUGUAUCAGAAUUAUUUUCAAAAUGAAUGUACAAAAAAUACUUUUUGCAAAAAGACCAAACCUACCUUUAAAGUAGAAAUAUUAAGAACGGACUAGAAAUACAAAAUGCCAAAAUUGCUUUCCAAAGAAUCUGAAACGAAACUAAGAUUAAGAGUUGAAAUCCUGGAGGGGGAUUUAUUUCCCAAGGAAAAAGUUAAAAUAACGGAAAACAAAAAUAUGUUGAGACGGUAAUCGUUUAUCCAAACAAAAACCAGAGCUGCUUUAAUUCCACACAGCAGUUCCAGCAUAUUCUCUCCCCAUUGCAAUCAAGACUUUACAUCCAAUUUCGAGAUAUUUUAACUUGUCUGACUCUUUAACAAAUAAUCCAGCUUUAGAGAAAAACAGUUGUAGAAAACAUCUUUGCUUUUGCAGUUUAAGUGAGCCAACUCAGGUCAUUCAUUACUCUGUGGAAAAAGAAUUCCUGACUUUCCAGGGUAAGUGGCUUUCCUUGGUCAUUGGAUCACUGAGUCAGAUAUCAUGACUUAAUAAACGUAAAGUUAAAGGUGCAACCUGUCCUGAGGCUAAAUCCAAACAUGCUCCCAGCUGAUAUAUUUCUUUAUCCUCAUUUGUUUUUUGUUUUUUUUUCCCCUCCAGCCUCAUAGUAGACAUUUAUCCCAAAGUGAGUCUUUGCAAACACAAUGGUUUUAGAAUAUCAAAAGUCAAACAGUGAAAAUGUGUUGCUUUACAUCAGUCGAGUCUGUCCUCUCUUGAAGUGCACUUUUACAGUUUUAUUUCCUAAUAUGCUGUAACUAUAGAAAUGUACAUUUUAUUUUACUUGAAAAGUAUACUGUAAUAAAGAUUUUAAUGUAGACGUUAUCAGCUCAUAUUGUAAAACAACUGAGAUUCCUAACUUCGGUCUCCUUGUAUUUGCUGACUCCCCUUGUUGACUGUGAGAAAGCAGCCGAUUCCUCCUGUUUAUACACAUUUAUUAUUUCUUGUUUUAAUGCAACUAAAUGGGAGUUCAAUUUGCAUUUAUACGUGUUUUUUAUUUCUUAAAGCAUCAUCAGAAGGACAAUGAAAGCAUAAGUUCUUGAUUCGUCUGGACUUGCUCCAUUGGUAAACACAACCCUGACUCAGUUGUUUUGUAAAUGAUGUGAUAAAGGCUGCCCAAAUGUGUACAUUUUAAGUAUAACCUAAGCUGUAAAUAAGAUUUGUCUAUUGUCUUAUGAGGUUGAGUAUUGCUCAUUGUUUUAAUUAUGCAAUUCCCAAUAAAC
This is a messenger RNA of Cyprinodon variegatus (sheepshead minnow), 4520 nucleotides long. It is a transcript of the gene rab4b, whose product is annotated as ras-related protein Rab-4B. Gene Ontology annotation, cellular component: endosome. The record is from RefSeq and is a predicted model, not a curated record. Lineage: Eukaryota; Metazoa; Chordata; Actinopteri; Cyprinodontiformes; Cyprinodontidae. The transcript is spliced from 7 exons. Gene Ontology annotation, biological process: regulation of endocytosis. Bases 144 to 722 code for a protein of 192 amino acids. Gene Ontology annotation, molecular function: GTP binding; GTPase activity.